Dreissena polymorpha is the source of this 1163-nucleotide messenger RNA. RefSeq names its product 39S ribosomal protein L35, mitochondrial-like. Gene Ontology annotation, cellular component: mitochondrion; ribosome. The transcript is spliced from 3 exons. The record is from RefSeq and is a predicted model, not a curated record. Gene Ontology annotation, molecular function: structural constituent of ribosome. Gene Ontology annotation, biological process: translation. The coding region runs from base 14 to 607 and encodes 197 amino acids. Lineage: Eukaryota; Metazoa; Mollusca; Bivalvia; Myida; Dreissenidae.
CCGAAAAAUCUUGAUGCUAUAUUCAAACGAUGUCAUGAACAAAUUGAAAUCAGUGUAUUUUAGCCGAAUAAUCAAUAUGGCGGCGCCCAUGGCUAGAAAUCUAGCAGGUGGAAUCUACAGGGCGUUCUCAGCAAGUUGUAACUUGCAGCGUAUUCAGAGAUGUCUGUCAUCGUUGCCAAGUCCUUUGUCAUGCCAAGGAAGCAAUACAUUUUCUUCAGCCAUCAACAGAAACGCACAAGGAUCCCUGUUGAACAUUAGUUUGCCAGUCUUCAAUGCUGUUCGGUCUAAGGUGACGUUUAGCAUCAGGAGGGGCAAAGAGAAAUCAGUGCGAUCCGUUCCUAGCAGGUUCUUCAGAUUACCCUGGGGAAUAUACAUCCACGCGAGAGCUGGCCGCAAUAAACACAAGUGGAAUAAACCGGACUGGAUAAUAGCCAGAGGGAAGCAGCAUGUGUUCUGCAAUAAAAGUCGUGCUAAACUGUUUGACAAGAUGACAUCUCCCUACUGGAGGAAACACAGACAUUAUGUUGACGACCCAUAUGCACCCUAUUAUAAAAGAACUGGUCCUGGUAUGCAGGGAUCAUAUUCUCCGCCGAAAUUCCUGCCUUGAUCAUUGAUGGUUAGCUGUAUUGUAUCAUGGUUAUCAUUCGUUGUCAAUGAAUCUUGUUUAUCAGUCCACGUCUAAAUGUGAACAGAUGUGAUUCAUAUCAUCAAAUGUGAUGGUUUUUGUUUGAUACUGUCAAGUUACAAUCAAUGGUCUAUAACGUAAAUGAUUGAUGGACACUUUUUGUAACCCUUAUUAAGUUAAUGCUUAUGCUGAUAAAUUGAAUAUAAAAAUUUAUAUAAUUUAAAAAUAUUAUGAUUUAUCAAUUCAGCCCUUUUGCAAUGCCUUAAAAAAUUAAUACUCACCUUAAAAAAUAACUUUAUUUUAAAAUACAUGCUUAGGGCAAGUCGAGGUUUAGUAUUUAAAAACCUAUUGUCCUUUUUUGCCUUUUACAGAUAUUGUGUACUUUGAUGCUAAGGAAUCAAGCCAAACAGGGACAAAUUUACUUCAGUUUAAAAGAAAGGAACCUAAUGUCUUAUUGGUGCGAUGUAUUUGCUUUUUGGUAACAAUCCUUCAAACUAAUUGUGAUUAUAAAACAAUAAAUUGAGCAAAUAGAAUUACA